UGUUGCCUCUAUCAGAGUAGUUUGUUAGACGAAAAGUUUCCAUUUUUUUCUGAGAAAAAAAUUGUUUUUAUAUAUCAAUAAUUUCUCAAUGUUUUCCAGGAAAAAAAUUUAAAGUAAAAUUGCAUUGAUUAUGGUUUAUCCAGGCUGGAAACAAUUUAUCGCGGGAGUAAUAGCUGCCCUGGGAGCGGUUUGUUUGGGUGCCUGUAUUGGCUGGUCGGGUCCGGUUGAGAGCAGCUAUAAGGAAGGAAAAGCGGGCUAUAAAUUUACACCCAACGAUGAUGAAUGGGGCUGGAUCAGCUCACUGCUCACCUUGGGUGGUGCUGCUGUAUGUAUCCCGAUUGGUGUAAUUAUUGGAAUAAUAGGACGUAAAUUGACCAUGUUGAUAUUGGUAAUACCUUAUUUGCUUGGCUGGGCUUUGAUUGGGUUCGCCCGGAAUCUCAUAAUGAUAUACUUGGGACGCUUUAUUAUCGGUGCUUGUGGUGGAUCCUUUUGCGUCACUGCUCCAAUGUAUACCACCGAAGUGGCCGAAAUCAAUAAACGUGGAAUGAUGGGAUGCUUCUUUCAAUUGUUUCUGGUGCAUGGUAUUCUCUAUAGCUACAUUUUCGGUGGUUUUCUUAAGCCGAAUAUUGUCAAUUUACUUUGUGGCAUUUUGCCAAUAAUUUUCUUCAUAACCUUCAUUUGGAUGCCGGAAUCUCCUGUGUAUCUUAUGCAGAAGGGCAAAACCGAGAAGGCCGAAAAGGCAAUGAAGUUUCUUCGGGGAAAGGACACCGACAUUACGGCCGAAUUGAAUCAAAUGGCUGAGGAAUCCAAGAAGGAAAAAGUUCGGAUGACCGAAGCUCUUUAUCGAAAAGCCACCUUGAAAGGCCUAUUUCUAUCUGUUUCUCUCAUGCUGUUUCAACAAUUUACUGGCAUCAAUGCCAUCGUAUUCUAUUCGAGUCAAAUCUUUGAAAGUGCCAAUACUGGGAUCUCGCCGAAUCUAUGUACCAUAAUACUGGGCAUCAUUAUGGCUCUAUCCACAGUUAUUGCCGUCUUUCUUAUCGAUCGAGUUGGGCGUAAGAUCAUUCUGCUUAUCUGUGGCUUAGUCAUGUGCGUCGCAACUCUGAUCAUGGCAGGCUAUUAUCAAUGGCUUCAGUCAAAGAAUGUCGGAUGGAUCGCAAUCUUAACUAUUUUGAUUUUUAUCGUUGCAUAUUCAGCUGGUUUCGGACCAGUUCCUUGGCUAUUAAUGGCCGAAUUAUUUGCCGAAGACGCAAAGACUGUGGCGGGUUCCAUUGCAGGCACGACCAAUUGGCUCUUUGCCUUUUGUGUUACCAAACUCUUUCCACUUUGUGUUAACGAAUUCGGCGAGGCAGUGUGUUUCCUAUUUUUUGCUAUUAUGUCGCUAUUGGCCUUCCUUUUCAUAUUAUUCCUAGUGCCGGAGACAAAGGGCAAGACUUUGAAUGAAAUUCAAGCUGGUUUGGCGUAAUUAUUUAACUGUUGUAGUAGAAGUUGUUUAUGGACUGUUAAGAAACUAUUCGGGAUUAUUCAAAACUAUUCAAGACUAUUAACGACUAUGUUUCUUUCUACAAAUUUGGAAGUUAAUAACAGUCAAAUGUAAUUCAAUAAAUUUAUAUAAAUUUACAGCCAAAAACAGAUAAAAGUACAA
Molecule: messenger RNA, 1642 nt
Organism: Drosophila willistoni
Lineage: Eukaryota; Metazoa; Arthropoda; Insecta; Diptera; Drosophilidae
Product: facilitated trehalose transporter Tret1
Exons: 1
Coding region: 131-1462 (443 amino acids)
Biological process (GO): carbohydrate transport; transmembrane transport
Cellular component (GO): membrane
Molecular function (GO): sugar transmembrane transporter activity
Source: RefSeq, a predicted model, not a curated record